This is a messenger RNA of Peronospora farinosa, 1593 nucleotides long. Lineage: Eukaryota; Oomycota; Peronosporomycetes; Peronosporales; Peronosporaceae. The record is from the annotation of a GenBank genome assembly.
AUGGACGCGUUCUUGAAGCGUCAGCUGUUCACGCAGGACGUGAUGGUUCUUCUAGGCCAGUCGAAGGCGCAAAUGAAUGAUGGGUUCACCCAUAAGGAAUUGCAGAUGUUAGUUACGGCACAUGGAGGUAUUGUAGUUGAUCAACAGAAUUGUGACGAGGCUCGAGUGAAUAUAGUACUGCUAAUAGGACACCAACCAGAUCACGACAUAAUGAUUAUGAAUCGUUUUGCUUCGGCCGCAAUUCUUCGUGCACAAUGGGUAAAGGACAGUAUUGAAAAGAAUCAACGACUGGAGAUGACGUCCUACCGUGUCCUGGGACUGCAAGACAGGCCAGCUAAAAAGAAGCAGAAGGUUGCAAUUGCAGGAUCCACGGCACUUUGUGGUGCUCAAAACGAGUUGCUGGGAGACUUGGAAGCGAAGCCACACUUUACGACGAUCUUAGGAUCGCUCUAUGUCUUGGAUGCUCGGGCUCGAAAGCAGGAUGGACAACAAGAGAGAGAUCAACGCUAUAAGAUUGCAGGUUUUGACCUGGAUGGGACGCUGAUUGUUACCAAGAGCGGAAAAAAGUUUGCAAAGGAUCAAAACGACUGGAAGUGGUUUCAUCCGACACUUGUUAAGGACAAACUGGAAGAAUUGGUUCGUGAUGGCUACACGCUGACCAUCUUCUCGAACCAGAACGGAGUUGCCAAAGGACACAUCACGACGGCGCAAGUGCAGAACAAGCUCGAGACUAUUGUAAAGCAGCUGAGCCUUCCUAUGCUGGUCUUUUUGGCUACAGAGAACGAUGUUAUGCGCAAACCUCGUCUCGGUGCUUGGAAGGAGCUGGCGAAUGUACUGAGUACAAAGGGUGAAGAAGCUAUUGAUAAGGAGGCCAGCUUCUAUUGUGGAGAUGCUGCAGGACGACCGAAAAUUGCAGGGCGCUCGAAAGAUUUUGCUGCGUCGGAUUACAAGUUUGCGCUCAAUGCAGGGAUCCGCUUUUUCACACCUGAAGCCUUAUUCUUGAACACGAAACAGCGAAUUCAUACGCGUCCUGACUCGUGGGAGCUUGGCUUUGACCCCAAGUCCAUCGCUCUUAAUGAGUCUGCUGAACCUUUGCUAAAGCCCGCGUCUGCACAAGUUGUGAAGGAAGAACAGGAAGUGAUUGUUCUCGUUGGUCCACCAGCUUCGGGCAAAUCGUUCUUUGCAAACACGUAUCUGAGCUCCUACGUCCUUGUGAGUCAAGAUGAGCUGCGAACAGCUGCUACUUGCAAGAAGAAGUUCUUAGAAGCGAUUGCGCAGAAGAAAAGUGUAGUUGUUGACAACACUAAUCGUGAUCCCCGCGCAAGAAAGGAGUGGGUUGCACUUGCAAAGGAAAAGAACCUACCGAUUCGUUGCUUUGAAAUGGACGUCGACAAACCGUUGUCGAUGCAUCUAAAUACGUUCAGGUCGCUGACCCAGCAGAAACGAAUCCCGGACGUUGCCAUUCACGGAUUUUACAAGAACUUUGUGCCACCAACGGUCAAAGAGGGGUUUACAGAGGUGGUGAAGGUCCCAUUUCAAGUCGACAAAAACGUUUCUGCAGUUGAUCAAGCAUUGUUGCGAUCGUAUAUAUGA